UUCUGGUGGGUGCAUGGGUUUUUCGUUUUUAGCUGGAACUGCUUUUUAACCAGUGUCUCUUCUCCUUUCCUCUUCUAUCCAUUGCCCCACGAUGGAUUUUGGUGCCUCACCUGUGUGGGUGGCCUUGUUGUCUCAUCUCUGGCGCCAUCAUGACAACAGAAAAGAGCCCAGCAGCCGACACUGACAGCUCGGAGCAGCAGCAGGCCAAGGAGGACGAAGGGGCUGCUGAAACACAGAAGCAAGAGGCUUCCCUGGAGGAAGGGGCUCAGCCAAGACCAGAGAGCCAGCCCCAGCGGCAGAAGGCCUCCAACGGAGACACCCCCACGCACGACGAGCAGGGCAAGAAGGAGCGCCGCGCCUCUGAGGGCCGCGGGCUCUCCCGCCUCUUCUCCUCCUUCCUGAGGAGGCCCAAGGCUCAGGUAUCUGAAGAGGACAAAGACACUGAUGCUCCUAAAGAGGCGGGAGGUGAGCAAAAAGACGCAGGGUUAGGAGCCAGCCCUGAUGAAGACAUCCUGGUGAAAGCCCCGAUUGCAGCUCCUGAGCCUGAGCUCAGAACUGACCCGUCGCUUGAUCUCCAUUCCUUGAGCAGUGCAGAAACGCAGCCUGCUCAGGAGGAGAGGAGGGACUACCAGGAGCCAGAGGGAAGAGACCUUGAGGACAGAGAAGAAGGGGAAGCAAGGGAAGAGGGUGCCAAGCCAGAACCGAAAACAGAGGCUCUGGAGACUAAAGCAGACAAGGAUUUGAAAGCUGCCCAAAAAACAGUGAAAAGACACAGAAGCAUGUACUGCAAAGUCGUCUUGCUGGAUGACACCAUUUUUGAGUGUUCUGUGGAUAAACACGCCAAGGGACAGGAUCUACUUAAAAAAGUUUGUGACCACCUCAAUCUGCUGGAAGAAGACUACUUUGGUUUGGCCAUAUGGGACACACCAACCUCCAGGACGUGGCUGGAUCCUGCCAAAGAAAUUAAAAAGCAAGUUCAUGGAAGCCCCUGGGAUUUUACCUUCAAUGUCAAGUUUUAUCCACCAGAUCCUGCCCAGCUAACAGAGGACAUCACCAGGUAUUACCUGUGUCUGCAGCUUAGACAGGACAUCCUUACAGGGCGGCUGCCCUGCUCCUUUGCCACCUUGGCUCUGCUGGGUUCCUACACGGUCCAGUCAGAGCUGGGAGACUAUGAUCCUGAUCUCCAUGGCCCAGAUUACAUCAGUGACUUCAAACUGGCCCCAAACCAGACUAAAGAGCUUGAAGAAAAGGUUGUGGAACUUCAUAAAACAUAUAGAUCCAUGACUCCAGCCCAAGCAGACCUGGAAUUUCUUGAGAAUGCAAAAAAGCUUUCCAUGUAUGGAGUUGACCUUCACCAAGCCAAGGACUUGGAAGGCGUGGAUAUCACUCUGGGAGUCUGUUCCAGUGGCCUUCUUGUUUACAAAGAUAAACUGAGAAUCAACCGCUUCCCGUGGCCCAAAGUCCUGAAGAUUUCCUAUAAACGCAGCAGCUUUUUCAUAAAGAUUCGGCCAGGGGAGCAAGAACAGUAUGAAAGUACAAUUGGCUUCAAGCUACCAAGUUACCGGGCAGCAAAGAAGCUGUGGAAAGUAUGUGUUGAACAUCACACCUUCUUCAGGCUGACUUCCACCGAGGCCAUCCCAAAGAGCCGGUUCCUAGCGCUGGGCUCCAAGUUCCGCUACAGCGGCCGGACGCAGGCGCAGACGCGGCAGGCGAGUGCCCUGAUCGACCGGCCCGCACCCCAGUUCGAGCGCACGGCCAGCAAGAGAGCGUCCCGCAGCCUGGACGGAGCUAAACGUGCGACUCAAAAGGUUGAGUUCAGAACCGUAGAGGAAGAGAAGCAGAAGGAGGUGGUGGUGGUUGAGGUUCCUGAACCAAAACCUGCGGAUCAGAUCCGAGAGAAGCCAGCUAAACACACUCUUGAAACUUUUGAAAUGAAACCCAUUGCAGAGGAGGAAGAGGCGGAGAAGGUAGAGGUGGUUAAGGUUCCUGUUGCCAGGCCACAGUCAGCGAAGCUGCUGCAGCCGCGGUCAGCCAAACGUGAUCUUGGCAGUAUUGAGAUAAGCCCAAUUGAAGAGGAGGAGGAGGAGGAAGAAGAGAAAAUGAUGGUGGUGAGAGAACUAGAGCCGUUGCCGAAGGAGUCAGCAGUGGCUGUGAUAACCCCAGAGCGGAGUCCCCGGCCCACCUCAGCCCCGGCCAUCGCUCAGAGCCACGCUGCAGAGCCAGGCCCAGCUAAGCCUGACCUGAAGGACGUGGCCACAUCUAAAGCAGGGAAGGAAACAGCGAAAUCUGAUGUGCGAUAUGAAGAAUUUCCACCGGAGAAACCCAAGGAGCCAGGGGAUGUCUCAAGGAAGAGAUCAAAGAGGCUAGAUGGUGAAAACAUUUAUAUCAGGCAUAGCAAUUUAAUGUUGGAGGAUUUAGAUAAGACGCAGGAAGAAAUAAAGAAGCACCAUGCCAACAUCAGUGAGCUGAAGAAGAACUUCAUGGAGUCGGUCCCCGAGCCCCGGCCGAGCGAGUGGGACAAGCGUUUGUCCGGCCACUCGCCCUUCCGCAGCCUCAACGCCAACGGGCAGAUCCCCACGGCGCCGGACGGAGUCAAGAAAGUCACUGUCCCAUCUUCUGAGAGACAGGUUGGUGGGCUUGAGAAAAUGAGUGACUUUCUCUCCCAAGAGGAUGUGGCUGCAGUGGCAGAGUGGAGCAGUUUUAACACUGGCUUUGCGUGGGAGGGCUCAAAGCGGUCGGUAGUUUUUAGUGAGACUCCAGUGCCACCCACGUCACAGCCUUCUCCCAGCUGGCACUUUGGUGCUUCCUCCCUAAGCAGCGAGGAGGAGGAGGAGAAAGAGGAGGAGGAGCAGGAGGAGGCGGUUCCCAGCGAGGAGGACCUGACGUGUGGAGAGGGGGUUUGUGUGGAUGUGGAGGAUGACUCGGAGCUCUCCGAGCUGGAGCCCUGCCCCAGCCCUGCCACACUCCCCCGGCAGCCCUGGGCAGGAGAGGAGGAGGAGGUGGCAGAGGAUGCUGAAGACAGCUUUGCCUUUAGAAAGGCACGUGCCGAGUGUCCCAAGGCAGAUGCUCCUAAGGGGCUGCCGGAGCUCAUUCGCUGCUUCCAGCCCCCACUAGUGAAGACACAGACUGUCACCAUCUCUGAUGUGUCCAGCGCCAUCAAAAGUGAAAUUCCCACAAAAGAAGUCCCUAUUGUCCACACGGAGACAAAGACCAUCACCUACGAAGCUGCACAGACAGAUGGUGGCAAUGGGGAUUUAGACCCUGGCAUCCUGCUGACUGCCCAGACCAUCACUUCAGAAACCACCAGCAGCACCACCACCACCCAGAUCACCAAGACUGUGAAAGGUGGCAUUUCAGAGACACGGAUUGAGAAGAGGAUUGUCAUCACAGGAGAUGCAGAUGUAGACCAUGACCAGGUCCUGGCACAGGCAAUCAAGGCUGCCAAGGAGCAGCACCCAGACAUGUCGGUGACCAAAGUGGUUGUGCACCAGGAGACAGAGAUCGCAGAGGAAUAGCCGGGCUGUGAAAUGUUCCUGCCCGUGACAACACCAGGAAAAAGAAACCCAGCAAAACUACCAUGAAAACACCUGGAGCACAAAGACCUCGGAUUUCAGACUUGACACUCAGAGACAUUCAUAUCAUUUAUUAAGAGUUGCGCUUUGACAUUUUACUUGGGAUUUUUCCAGACUCCACUGGAUCCUAUUUGACAUAGGGUUUUGUUUUGUUGUUGUUUUUUGUUUUUUUUUUUUUUAUUAUUAUAUAUCUAUUGUGACAGAAAUAUGCCAUAUUUCUAACUGUACUGAAUAUUUUUUACAGGUUUUCAGUUUUGCAUUCCUUCUCACGCAGAGCCUCUUCAGACACAGAAUCCCAGCUUGCAGGGCUCCAGGGCUCCCUGUUUUAACUUGUGUUCCCUCUGCCUCGUCAGGGAUAACGGAGCUGGAUCCGUGCAUGUUCCGUGCAGGAUCCGUCUGCGCCUUCACAAAGCCAUGGGUCCUUCUUCCAGGAGAGUCAGUUUAAAGAUUGGACUUUGUGCAGCAUUUCCAAUUGCUUCUGAUUAUUUUUGUAGUUCUGGGGAGCUCCAGUCCCACUGCAACCCCUGGGCUGCUCCGAGCUCCCUUCCCUCUGGGUUCCAGCCCUGACGUGUGAUCACAGUAGGGUUUUGUGGUGUUACCUAUGCACACAUCUGAAUAGUUGACUAGAGUUAAGGAAUACUGGAAGUCGCUUCAAAUAUCUUAUACUGUGAAUUUUAGAGCUUUAAGAGGACUGUGAUAGCAUCUCACCUUCUUCCCGUGUGUCUCUACCGAGUGCUCCCCACCUGUUUGUGUUUUCUAGAUGCCAUUAAAUUAAAAAGCCCUUAGAAGUGUGUAUUUAAGGUGUUUGGACUCGGGAUGCUAUUAAGGUAGGCUUGUGCAGCAUUCACAGGAACUGAGCUUCUUGGUGUCAUAGUUUUUCACUUGUUUGUGUUCAUGAUUUUUAAAUUAGGGAGGGUUUUGUUUUGUUUUUGUUUGUUUUUUUUUUUAAGUCUUGGGUUGGGUUUUUUUCCUCCCCUCACAGUGCUAUUUAAAGGUGAAUAUGUUACCCAUUUCCAGAGCAUGUAUCCCACUAUCAUUUAAACUCCUUUAAACAAUUCUUCCUAGGCCUGCAAGCUGUAUUUGGAGAGGCUGAACAAGGAAUUUUAGGAGGUGUCAGGUGUUGCUGGUUGUGAUAGAGCCAAACCACAUGGGAAGUGUUGACAUUCACUCUUCCAUGCUGGCCUGAGGGUCUGGAUUUGGCUUCAUGACCCCUUUGCUGGAAUGAAAUACCAGGAUGAUUGUCUGAAUCUUGAGGCUGAACUUACAGACCCCCAGGGCCAUCUCCAGCACAGAGGGUGUGAUGCAAAAACAUUAUUUCAGGGGCUGGGUGUGCUCCCACUGCUCUCUCAGCUCAUGGGAAUGUUCCUGCCUGGUUUGUCUUUCCACCAUUUAAGUUCAAGAUUCAAGAAGCAAAAAAUUAACCAAGCUCUGUAAAGAGUCUGCCCAGACAUUUGUGAACACUUUAGUCCACUUGAGGUUGUGGUUUUAUUUUUUUUUUCAUGUAUACAUAUACAUAUAUGAAUAAUGUGGCACAGUGGUAGCUGAUGGCAGGGAGUGCUCUGCUCCUCAGGUGAGGUUGGGAAGAAAAUGGCAAUAAAGAAAAAAACUCUCCAGUUUUAAAUUUGAAUAAUGUAUUUCAGAAGUCACUGGAUUUUGCUCAGGCUGCAAUGACUCCACUGUUUAGCUGCAAACAGCUCUGGAACUGCACUGGGGCUGGUGCAGCUUCUCAGCCUCAGGUGCAAUUUUAAUUAAGCUGUCAGUAUUGAUUGGAGACUCUGCUGGAGCUGCUGGAUUUUGGCUCUCUUUGAGCCUUGCUGGCCCUGAGUCCUGCUCAGCCUCCUCUGCUGGCAGCUGCCUCUGGCUGCUCUGGCGCAGGGUCCCUCCCGGGACGCUCUGCCUUCCUCAGGGCAUCGCUCUGGGGAUUUAGGGACUGCUGGGCUGUAGUGCAGAGAUUGUCUUCCUGUCCAUGUCUGGAAAUUGCUGUCCUUCCUUCCUCUGCCACGCUGGCCCUGGCAGGGUCUGUGUCUCUGCUGUCCUCAACUCAGUUGGGUAAUGCUUGCCUUAAACGCCCAUCGUGCUGAGCACCCUCUGGCAAUGUCCUUUUUCUGGGAAUUGAGUUCUUUGCCACUCACUCCUUUCUUCUCACUUGCAGCAGCCCCCUGAGGAGGGAAGAGGCACGUGGAGCAGUGGCUAGGAGGAUUUCUGGGCUUUACCUGGCAGAGCCACUGUCAUAAAUUCAGUUUGUCCGUAGCACUUAAAGGCACUUGGCUGUCAGGAGAAUUUAGGGAAAUGUCGUCCCUGGGUGUUCCCUUGGGAUGUCCCAUGCCCUGAGCACCAUGAGCGGGACAAAACACACCAAGCAGGGGAUUUCUGGGGUGAGAAACCUGCUGCCGGGAGGGGUGUCUCCUUUCCAAAAGAUUUGCUCACUUUGGCUGCAGAUGUCCCUUGUUAAAGGGCCCAUAGACUAGAGUAACCCUGUUUUUCUUUUUUCCCUGGAUUUUGGGUGGCAGGUUGUCCAUUUUCACACUUCCCCCUGCUGAGUUCUUGCUUCUCCUGGAGUAAUUUAUACAAGUCUUGGCCUCAUGUGCCCUUUGCUAUCACCUGUCUGACCUCAGGGGUUUCCAGCCCCGCUCCUGCCAACACAGUGCCCGAGUCAGGAGCUGGACAGGAGCCUGGGAAGAAGAUACAAGUUAAAAGCAGAAGAAGCUUCUCUCACCCUCAGCCAAGGCUGUGGUGGGGCUGCCCACUCCCACCUCUGGUGGGAUUUAAAAUCUUUGCCUCUGAGCAUGCUGUGUCAGCUCAAGGGACAAGCCAGCUAAGUAAGGUCUAUUUAUAUGAAUGUUCCCAGCUCUUCCCACUCCACAAAUUCACCCAGAGACUGUCUUGAUUGUAUAAUAUACAUUAUAUGGAAGCUAUUUAUAUAUGAAUGAAUGUUUUUAUAGAAAGGAAAGCAAGGAGCUCCUGUUCUCCUCCAUUAAACUGGAAUGGCUGCUCUGGUUGCCCAGUAGCAAUCCCUGACCAACAGAGAUGUGUUAGCAGAGGACUGACUGAUUUCUGGUUUUAAUAAACUGUGGUUUGCUGAUUUUCCUAAUUGUACAAUUACCGUAAGAGGUGGUAGUGUCCCAGCCUUAGAUAUGAAACUUGUAAAAAACUAAAAAAAAAAAAAAUUUAGUUGAGAAGAUGAAGGACUUUGUAAAAUUUAAGGUGAUUGUGAAUUGUCUAGGUUAGGCGUUUACACUUUAUAAAAAUAGGAACUUUUAAAGUUGGCAAAACUUUCUAGAUCAACUAGUGAUGGGAGCUGUUAUUUUGGAUUUUCAUAGUGAAUCAAAGGGAAAGUUGCCGUAGCAAUUAGGCACACCUAAGUGUUCAGUACUGCUUCUUGUAUUGCAUUUUUCAAUAAAUUUUCAAACAAAA
Ficedula albicollis (Collared flycatcher) is the source of this 6986-nucleotide messenger RNA. It is a transcript of the gene EPB41, whose product is annotated as erythrocyte membrane protein band 4.1. Lineage: Eukaryota; Metazoa; Chordata; Aves; Passeriformes; Muscicapidae. The transcript has 24 exons. Bases 150 to 3515 code for a protein of 1121 amino acids. The record is from RefSeq and is a predicted model, not a curated record. Gene Ontology annotation, molecular function: actin binding; structural molecule activity. Gene Ontology annotation, biological process: cortical actin cytoskeleton organization. Gene Ontology annotation, cellular component: plasma membrane; cytoskeleton.